AUGGCCCCCGUACCUUUGCACUGCAGCAAAGCAUCACUUUUUGUGAAGCGUGUCCAGAUGUGUCCCACCCAGGACUCCAAAGCUAAGGAAAAGAAAAGAGGGCAUAGUAACGCGUCCAAGCUCACGGUCCCGUCCCUGGCAUCCUCUGGCCGAGCGCGUGGGCGCCCCAGAGGCCGCGUGCCGGUCCCCCAGCCCAAGUCCCCCCCGCUCUCCACCCCGCCCCCGCAGCCCGCGACAGCCCCGCAGCCCCGCAGCCCCGCAGCAGCCACAGGGGGAACCAAAGAGACAGAAGCCUUCCCAGCUGCCCGGACCACAGACGCCAACACCCCCCCGCCCCCACCACACGCCGCCCUCCCGCCUCCCGCGCCCCGCACAGCAGCCCACGACCGAGCGGCGGCAGGCGGCAGGCGGCAGGCGGCAGGCGGCGGGCUGCGGAGACUCGGCUCUGCGCGCUCGGGGCUGGCGCUCGCCUCCCCGCUGCCUCGCUCCCGCCCGCCCGGCCACACCGGCCCCGGCCCCCCGCCGCCGCGCGCGGAGCCCCCGGCCCGGGCCCCGGCGCCCCCCGGCUCUCGCCGCCCCUCCGCCCCUCAGCUCGCGGGAAAGCGGUCGCGGCAGCGGCCCGGCGGCAGCGGUGACCGUGGCGACCGCGGCGGCAGUGGCGGCGGAGGCGGAAGCGGAGGUGGAGGCUGA
Molecule: messenger RNA, 690 nt
Organism: Meriones unguiculatus (Mongolian gerbil)
Lineage: Eukaryota; Metazoa; Chordata; Mammalia; Rodentia; Muridae
Product: basic proline-rich protein-like
Exons: 4
Coding region: 1-690 (229 amino acids)
Source: RefSeq, a predicted model, not a curated record